Molecule: messenger RNA, 762 nt
Organism: Strongylocentrotus purpuratus (purple sea urchin)
Lineage: Eukaryota; Metazoa; Echinodermata; Echinoidea; Camarodonta; Strongylocentrotidae
Product: angiopoietin-1 receptor-like
Exons: 5
Coding region: 1-762 (253 amino acids)
Source: RefSeq, a predicted model, not a curated record
AUGGUUGUUACGAGUAACGGAUACAUCGUAGACCUGACAUUAGUGACCAAUCACCCCCUCCUGGAUCCUCCCAACACACGUGAUCAAUAUAUCGGCGCUUACCUAGGACAGAAAGAUGCGAGCAUCAGAGACAAUAUUAUGUUUGACCGCAUUAUUCGGACCAUUGAUACUACACGUCUCCCAAACUACAUCGUCACAGUAAAUGAAGGUCAAUGUAUAAGAAAGCUCAUCUUCGAACAGUCUUAUCAAACCAAGGCAUUAGGAGCAUUCUUCGUAGCUUUCGAAUAUGAAGGAACCACACGUACUUCUUCAACUGUUGUCUUGAUGCACAAUCCGACAAUCUUGCCUGAACAGACAACUUUGACUGUCCAUGUCGGGGAAACUGUUACAAUCGCUGUUGUCACCAACAUAACGGAAGAUGAUUUGCGAUGGCGGUUUAAUGGUGAAAAGAUAUCUGACAGUAAUGGAAAGCAGAGUCUUACCUUGGUGAACGUGCGGCUAAACCAAGCUGGGGUAUAUCAGUGUUUUGUAAAUGGAAAACGAUGGGAUGCAGGAAAUGCAAUAUUCCUUCUUCAUGUCGUCAGAUGCCCAGCUUAUCGUUGGGGAUCUGAAUGUGAACAUACCUGUACUGAGUGUCUCAAUGGAGGCAUGUGCGAUGCAGACUUAGGAGAGUGUGUAUGUCCUCCUGGUUUCAACGGGACAAUAUGUGAACACGCCAUAUGCUUCAACAACAAGCUUCCGAAUAGAAUUAUUAACUUUUAG